Messenger RNA from Seriola aureovittata, 1280 nucleotides. It is a transcript of the gene trpt1, whose product is annotated as tRNA phosphotransferase 1. The transcript is spliced from 8 exons. Lineage: Eukaryota; Metazoa; Chordata; Actinopteri; Carangiformes; Carangidae. Gene Ontology annotation, biological process: tRNA splicing, via endonucleolytic cleavage and ligation. The record is from RefSeq and is a predicted model, not a curated record. Bases 121 to 801 code for a protein of 226 amino acids. Gene Ontology annotation, molecular function: tRNA 2'-phosphotransferase activity.
CUUUUCCUCUGUGGUGGCUGGCUACCGCAGCUCCACUCCACCCGCCACACUGCCACCUACAAGCGGAUAACGCGAACAGACAGGAAGUGGGAGCUAACUGUCUGAGCUGCCUGCAUUUCAAUGGACAGUGAUAGGGGAGGAAGAGGAGGCAGAGGAGGGAGAAGAAAUCGUGGUGGAGAGGACAAGGAUGUCCGCCUGUCCAAAUCCAUAUCCUAUGCUCUUCGCCAUGGAGCCAAGCAGAUGGGUCUUCAAAUGGGUACAGAUGGCUUUGUGUUUGUGGAGGAACUCCUGGCUCACCCGCAGUUUCGCUUAUACUCAUUGGAAGAUGUCGAGAGAGUUGUGGCCACAAAUGACAAACAGCGCUUCAAGCUCUCUCCCCACCCAGAAGAUGGACGCCUGCAGAUUCGAGCUAAUCAGGGCCACACAGUGCAGGUAAGGGAUUUGGAGCUGAAACCGGUCCUGGCUGGUUCUCCAGACUGCCCAGCUGAGGCUGUUCAUGGCUCCUACCUGUGCAAAUGGAGCUCCAUCCAGCAGCAGGGCCUGAGCCGCAUGAAGAGGACACACAUACACCUGGCAUCAGGCCUCCCUGGGGAGGAUGGCAUCAUCAGCGGCAUGAGGAAAGACUGUGAUCUAGCCGUGUUUAUCGAUGUGCCCAAAGCUCUUGCCGAAGGUAUUGAAUUCUUCUGGUCAGAGAACGGUGUAUUGCUGACUGCAGGCAACACAGAAGGAAAACUUCUUCCGAAAUACUUCAGUCGAGCCUUAAGACUGAGGCCUACAAGGAGCAUCCUGCCGCUGCAGUAGCCGCAGGGGAUACUGAUUUGUCAUUGGUCGCAAGAAGGCUCACCUGACUUUGCUAGCAUCCCAUGGUUGGUUGAUACUUAUCCUAGUUCCCUUGGUAACAUUUGUUGUUUGGCAGGAACAUCCUUGUGAGGCAAUUUUGGUCAGAAAUAGGAGAGUGCAUUCAGAAUUUAUCCUAAAUGGGACUAAAUUGGAAAACUUUUAAUUUUUGUGUUAUUAUUGAAAGGAUCAGUAUGGCUGUAGAGAAACCUUAUUUUUAUAUGAGAAUUCAACCAGUUCAUGUUGACAAUUGUCACUUUUUAUUUAUAAGUAUAGAGGCUUUGUUUUCUCUUUUGCAUUGUUUGUAAUAAAUAAACUUGAUUGACUGCCAAGACAGUUUUUACCAAGCAGCUGUAAAAUAUGUAAUAAUGGUUACAAUCAGAUACAAUAACUGUUGGCAACAACCAGCCAGGCCUUUAAAUAAACGAAAAUGAACAUUUGAA